This is a messenger RNA of Spizellomyces punctatus DAOM BR117, 1246 nucleotides long. RefSeq lists its product as uncharacterized. The record is from RefSeq and is a predicted model, not a curated record. Bases 1 to 1182 code for a protein of 393 amino acids. The transcript has 6 exons. Lineage: Eukaryota; Fungi; Chytridiomycota; Chytridiomycetes; Spizellomycetales; Spizellomycetaceae.
AUGGACUAUCCCCUGUUCCUUACGCCGAUUCCUCCAAUAUUAACUUAUGUUGAAAGGAGUCUCUCCUUUCGGGUAGGGGCCGACGGAGAUCUGAGGAGCAGGACACGAGUUUUGAGAACGAUAUCUUGUGGAUACUCAACCUCAUUCAACGCGCUGGGCAUCCGCUUUAUACAGCAAGGUAUUAUCUCCGACGGAGAUCGUCUCUCAAAGAGUGAAAGCAUGCUGGCGCAGGAGAAGCAAAUGGCGGUGCCGGAUUCAGAUAAACUAAGUCCCAAUGACAAGAUGUUAGAGGCCUUUGAGCGUUGGGCAACGAAUGGUUUUAUGGGACUGGCGCAUGUUAGAGAUCCAGCCGAACUAGUAUAUCGAUUGCGAGAAUGGCUUUCAGGCGCUUGUAACUGUCCACCUCCAACUGAAGGCACAGUGAACGAAUGGCUGUGGCAAAUGGGGCGACGAUUUCCUACGUUUGGCAGCUGGUUGAUGGAGAAGCUCAAAUCAAACAUACUACGGGGACCCUUCAAUUCAUCUGUUGUACCAUCAAGCGCAAGCCCUUCAAGUGCAGCACCCACAGCGGACCCACCAACCCCUCAGCCGGCCCCGAUAUCUCAACUUGCAUCAUCAUCUUACAACAAUUCCGCAUCAGCCCACUGUACAUCUCAAACGUUUUCGGCUCCAUCCCAAUCUUGCGGCAGCCUAGAGAACAGCUACGGUUCUCCUGCACCCACGGAGAACUGGUCAACUAUCACCGGCUCAUCUCCAUCUCCCCUUCCCACCAGCACUGGCCCAUCAACUAUCGCAGAACGCUAUCCACCGUAUCCAAGCCGGUUGCAAUCUAUGAUUGGAACUGUCCCGCUGUCUUCACCUACGUCUUUGGGGGAGUGUCAUGCUACCGGAUGUCUUGGAUAUUAUUCUCCAACGCAUUUCUGUCUGCACAAGCGCCAGAAUUCAACCCACUGCCUAGUUCCACCUGAGUGGACAACGUAUGGUUACGAUAUUGAGGCCGCUUUCGAAAAAACAAUCAAUCUGCAUCGGGAGCUGGAAGAAAUCAUUGCAACACCUUCAAUGACGAUUGGUAGUAUCUUAAAAGAGGAAAGCAAGGUAAUACAGGCCCUGUGCUUGUGGGAAGAGGCGAAAGCAGUCGGGGGAAAGAGUAAAAUAUUACGUCUAAAACGGAGAAAACUAUAGAGUACUUUGAAAGUCUAAGUUAUGUACGUUGUCGCAUUGUAAUUUAUAUAUAUAUGUUCGGGCA